AUGCGGGAUCGAACAUACCGAGGGCGACCUGUGGCGGCUCUGCCAGCCUCUCCUCAGCGGCUUAUAAACCGACUGGCCGACAAGGUUGUGUCGGCUCAGGAACUCUGCUCCUCCUCGUGGGCGGUGCGAGGUGAGACUGCCGCACUGCGUGCGCACCCCACACAGCAGUGCCCGCCUGUCGACUCGCCGCAGCAAUGGCCGCCGCCCUACGGGACAUGCCGCGCCCGCAUUCGUCGUGUACAUGACGCGAGGUGCGCAGGAGGCGAGCGCGCAGCGAAGGAUUGCCAUACGUGGCACGCGGUGCGCGAAGUGCACGGAGUUCGAGCCACCGUGAAAAGCGAGCUCUUGAUGGCGGCGCCUCGCCUCCAACGGUGCGAAGUGAAGUGGGCGUCUGUUGUUACGAUUGUUGUCGAGGCCGUUGGUCACUCGUACCGCACGUCGAAGGACAACACUGACGGAGAAUCCGAGCUGCUGAUGCAAGAGACGUGGAGCACCACUACGUGGUUGCGGAUGCGCAGCCUGUGGUCUCGCUUAGUCGUGUUCGGGGGUGUGGCCGAUCUUCCGUUGAGCGAGCAUACCGGCGCGCUGCUCCUUCAUGCAAUGCAGACGUCAAUGCAGAGAAGGCCCACGUACGCUCGCCGCAUCAUGAACACCCUCCAGAAGGUUGGCGAGCGUCAUCACGGACUCACGCUAAUGGACGCCGCGCUCGGAGCGAGUAGCGCACUGCCUCCCCUCCAGCAAGCGACGCCGCUGAGCGGAAGCGACCUGCUCUCCGUGUGUGCUGCUGCUGCUCGCGUGGAAGGCGGCGCGUCGAUGGGGCGAGGCCCAGCGCCAAGACCCACGGCGCACACCACGGCGAUAUGCUCCGCGUUAUGCGCGCGAGCGCUGGCGCAGUUCCUGGUGGCAGCAGGAGGAGGGAGGCAGUCGGGCGUGGGGGCCCUUGUGCACCCCGUUCUUCGGGUGCGCGGCUCGCGACCUGGGGUGGGGAGGGGCGGUCCUCCACGUUCCACACACCCCACCCGAAGCGAGCCCGCCGCUGCCGGUAAUUCAACGGCAACAGAUCCACCGAGCUACCCGAUAUUGGGGGUCUCACAGUACGCUACAGCGCCGAAGAAGGCCGUACCACACACCACUCGAGGACGGAGUUGCUGCCCUCUCUACUGUCGUGACGGCGGGAUGGGUGUCGGCGCUUGUCGAGCCACCCUUGCCGGCGCCGCUGCCUCCCAUCCUGCCGAGGCGAGGCCGAGCACGCCUAUCAGCUGCAGAAGCGGAGAGCGCCCUUCUCCUUGCAGGUGCUGGGGCUGGAGGCAAUGCGCUUUGCCACGAGUUUGGUGGCGAGAUGAGAUACGAGAGGCAGCGACUGACGCGCACCCAAAGGGCUUGGUCGCUAGACCAGCGGUGACGCAGAUGGUGGCAGCAGCAUUGGCCUGCCAUCCUCUGUGUGUGCGAGGCGACUCGCCUCUAGCGAUCACGUGA
Leishmania braziliensis MHOM/BR/75/M2904 is the source of this 1476-nucleotide messenger RNA. RefSeq lists its product as hypothetical. The coding region runs from base 1 to 1476 and encodes 491 amino acids. The transcript has a single exon. The record is from RefSeq and is a predicted model, not a curated record. Lineage: Eukaryota; Euglenozoa; Kinetoplastea; Trypanosomatida; Trypanosomatidae.